AAAUGAGGUGAAGUUAGCUACCGCUAAUCUGAACGUGAAGCAAAGUUGGCUAUUGCUAGCUGGCGCUGCAUAACUACCGUUAGCUACAGUUGUGUGACGACGUUUCGGUUAUCUUCCACAGUUGUCCACCGUUUGUCCUCAUUCACACCAAAAUAGCUGGCGGUGUUUUAAAGCAGGCGUUUGAGUUAAAACCUGCAAUGGUCGCUAAAGGCACCGGGCAGUAGGAACCGUGGUGGCAUGGAGGACACCUGAGGACGGUUGGACACAUUGGAUGGCUCCGUCGACCUCCAGGAGCCGGCUGAUACCAGAGAUUGGGCUGAUACUGCUGCAUGCGUUUGGCUGUAGAUCUGUGCUUGGAUCCAGUCCAGCUGUACGCUCUCAUUUAUCUUGAGGAAACCUAUGCCAUGAAGCAUGGACCUCUGACAGAAAUGCUGUGCUGCAUGGCCUUGAAGCGGGACUCCUUGCCUCUACCUAAGGCUGAAUGGUAUUAAAUUUAUAUAGAAGUGAUUAAGAGUUAAGCAGACAAGAAUAACACUUUAGAAUUUUUUUCCCCCUAAUUUGCAUUCAACUGCACUUGUCACAGAUGUAGUACAAAAUGCACAGUAUAAAGCACUAACUUGGCACUGGACCCAACAGGUUCUUCACCUCUGUUCGCACCUCUUCAAUGAAAAGAGCCCUAAUGUUUACAAAUUGGGAUUGAUCCCCCACCUCCUCCCUCAGCUCUCAGGCCUGAUUAUUCCCUCACCCAUGUUCAGUAUUUUGUAAUUCAUCUGUAUUCCAUCUUGUGGAAUUAAAACACUCGGCUCAGUGCUGAAAGGUUACCAGUGGAUUACUUUCCAGCAGCAAUCAUAGCUAUUUGCAAACGUUUUUGCACAGGAGGCUUAAGUUGUCGCUGCUGAACUAUCAGUCAUGAGUACCGGCGAGUUGCAUCAUCUUGACUAUCUAAAUGAAAAUGAACUGAUGGAGAUGGAUACGUUCAUUCACCGCAUUGACUCCACAGAGGUGAUCUACCAGCCACGGAGGAAGAGGGCAAAGCUGAUAGGAAAGUACUUGAUGGGGGAUCUGCUAGGGGAGGGGUCUUAUGGCAAAGUGAAAGAGAUGCUGGACUCAGAGACACUAUGUCGCAGGGCUGUGAAAAUACUGAAGAAGAAGAAGCUGAGGAGGAUUCCCAAUGGAGAAGCCAAUGUGAAAAAGGAGAUUCAGCUGCUAAGAAGACUCCAACACAAGAAUGUGAUUCAGUUGGUGGAUGUGCUCUACAAUGAAGAGAAGCAGAAAAUGUAUAUGGUGAUGGAGUAUUGCGUUUGUGGGAUGCAAGAAAUGCUGGACAGUGUCCCAGAAAAAAGGUUUCCAGUAUUUCAAGCUCACGGGUACUUUUGCCAACUCUUAGAUGGCCUUGAAUAUUUGCACAGCCAGGGAAUAGUUCACAAAGACAUUAAACCAGGGAAUCUGCUGCUGACCACAGACGGGGCACUAAAAAUCUCUGACCUGGGAGUAGCAGAGGCCCUUCACCCAUUUGCAGAGGAUGACACAUGUCGCACCAGUCAAGGCUCUCCGGCCUUCCAGCCUCCAGAGAUUGCCAAUGGACUGGACACCUUUUCAGGGUUUAAAGUGGACAUUUGGUCUGCUGGAGUAACACUAUACAACAUUACAACAAGCCUGUAUCCGUUUGAGGGGGACAACAUCUAUAAGCUAUUUGAGAACAUUGGAAAAGGAGACUACACUAUUCCUGAGGAGUGUGGACCCCUCCUGUCCGACCUGCUGCGAGGAAUGCUUGAGUACGACCCUGCGAAGAGGUUUUCCAUACAGAACAUAAGGCAACACAACUGGGUGCGUAAGAAACACCCUCCGUCUGAGCCCCCUGUGCCCAUCCCUGCCAGUGCAGAGAGCAGGGAUCCUUGGCGGAGUAUGACGGUGGUGCCCUACCUGGAGGAUCUGCACGGCUACACAGAGGAGGAUGAUGACGAGCUCUACGAUGGAGAGGAUGAGAUCAUAUACACUCAGGACUUUACAGUGCCAGGACAAGUGGCCGAAGAGGAUCGGGAUCAGGGGCACGCGGACCACAGUCCAGCUCUAGCCAAGCCAGUUUGUGUGAACGGGACAGAGGGGGGGUCUCUGAACAGCAAGGCCAAAGCUGAACGCAGAUCCUCCUCUUCAUCCAACCCCUCACGUAAAGGAGUCUCCACAGCCAGCAAGAUCCGCAAGCUCUCCACCUGCAAACAGCAAUGACCCCCUCCCCUUCCUCCCUCGGCAACCACCCACCUGGUUGAUCUGUCCCCGUCCUUCUGUGUCUGGACUCCUCACAGUUGUGAGAGAAACCUGCUGACGUUAAUGCCCCCAUACCUCCUUGGACCACUGGCCUGCAGAGUCUUUUGAAGAUGCGGUAUGAGUGACGGGGAGGAGGAGGACAGCAUGAAAUGUUCUUUUUGCUCUGAGACUGAGGCACUGGCUGUGAAGAUGGUGGUUUUUUUUUCCUCCCAUAUUUUGGCUCCUUUAAACUCUUGUCAUCCAGUUCUGUCAUCUCCCCUCUCCAUCCUGUCGUCCUCUUAGGAGGGCCAAAUGUUGCACCGGACGUUACAAACAUCAUCACCCCUGUACCCCACCCAUCCACCCCACUCUUCCCCACCUUCUGUUUCUUUGACUACCUUUGUUUUUACAGAACCCUAAUGGCAGUUUUUAAAACACAUUGUGAUGUGUAAAAAAUUAAAGAGGAAAAAAAAAGAUAACAAAAGUUAUGAAUAAUUCUAUAUUUAAAUCUAUAAUGAGAAUAAUUAUGAUAGUACUCUACUACCACCAACAUAAAAAACUGCAUGCUGUACAGAGCUGGACGAAAGGGAAAGUGCUUGGUUUGUGGACAGACUGAUAGACUGAAGCCUUGAGAUCCACCGCUGACCUGUUGGGGAUUUUUGAUUUCCAUUUAGGUUUUUUUUUUUUUUCUUUUUCUUUUUUCCAAUGAAUAUUUUUUAAUUAUUAUUUAUAUAAAAUAUGUCCCAAACAGGCUAUUUUGUUGGAUGAUCCUUUCUGUUUCAUUUUGAGUUGAACAUAUUUUUAUUAUGACGUACACGUCAGUGGUUUAUGUCCCUUUUUUUUUCCUUUUUUUUUUUCUUUUUUCUUUUUUUUUUCAGUGUUCAUUAUUUCACCAAUCCUUUACAAGGUUAGACUUCUGUAGGAGUAUGCUCGUCUUUCUCUGGUGUUUGCACUAGUUCGUAGUCAGAUCCUAGAAUAUCAAGAGCCGGUGCCGCUCAGCUGCAGGCGGUGUGCUGUCACAAUCACCCAGUCGCCUGUUUUCUAGCGAUGCUGCUCUUUGUUGCGCCGAUCACAUCAGCGGGAGCCCCCCCCCCCUCUUGCGCAGCCAGGCCCAUCGUCAGUCCCUCUCUGGGAAUAGAUCAGAGAGCAGGUGAGUCACAACUCUGAGGGAGGGAGAGAGCAGCACUUCCCACGUCAGCAAGGUCGACAGAGAGAUCCUGCGUUCGACGAGGAAGGAUGAAGAGAUGUGUCGCUUUAACAGGCUGAAGAAUAUUUCAGCGGUAUGAUUAGUAUGUCAGGACACCUUUUGCUUUCUGUUCUCAUGGUAAUGACUCCGCUGUUAUGACGUUUUCACACAGUACAUGAAUCACAUUACAACAGCAUAAAAUCACAGGUUGGGGAGUCACUUUUAUUUGUUUUAUUCAGAAAAAUGUUCAGUCCAAAAUGAAUAUGUGCCUCAGUUGGUCCCACAAGGUCUAGCCUUUGUCAAGGCUGCAAGACAUUUGGAUUUUCUGCACUACUCUUUUUACAAUAAAGCAGAUGGUUCACCAUGGAUGAGGACAGAGACAUGAGUUUCAUAACAUACACACAGUCAUGUACUGUAGCUCAAACCCAAGUCCGUGUGAAAGGAAAGAGGGACAAGCUGUACCCACCAUCGCAGUUUCCCAGAUGACAUCACACAUAACAUGCAGCAAUGUUCUCGUGUUGAAGAGAUGCAAUUUAACAUGAAUGCAAAACGAAUAUUACAUUUUACAUCCAUACUGGCAGAGCGAGUGGAGGGAAAGCUGUUAAACCUGUGACUUUAACGUGUGAAGACAGGAUAUCUGCAGAGUAUUACCUCAAGGGUAGGGCUGCCAAUAUUCUAUAUUUUUAUUAAUGUCCACAAAUUGAAUGAAAACCAACAAGGGUUGUUUCUUAGGGGUGUAAAUCACAAGUUCCAUCUCAAUAUGAUAUAUCAAUUCUUCGGACAACAAUAACAUUUGCUGUUACCACAAAAUCUGCCAUGAGGCUGCGAUUGAUAUGAGACGAUACCACUAAAUUUCCUCACCACCUUUUUCUUGGCUGCUUGACAUUAUCUGCCUCUGUUAUGCGGCUAGCACUGCUUGAAUCUUGAAGAAGACAGAAAUGGUAUCACAGAAGUGCCAUGGGAAUUUCAAAAUAAAGGUGUAUCCUAAAGAUGACAAUAUGAAUCGCUUUACAUCAGUAACACUGGAUCAAUUGAAUUGAUUUCUCGAUCCAUAUUAAUGUAUCCCGUAGUUCUGGGUGACAAAUACAUGCCUUUAUCUUUUAAAGGCUAAAUAAUUUACUAAAACAGCUGAGCACUGGUUUGUUUUUUUUUUGUAUAUUUUUGGAGUAAAGAGUGAAUUUUGGUGCACAAAUUUUAAGCUGUGCAUUAAAACAUUUUGUGCAUUUUGGUCCUUCAAAUGUCUUAAAAUGCUUUAAAAACAGUUUUAUG
Molecule: messenger RNA, 4699 nt
Organism: Epinephelus moara (kelp grouper)
Lineage: Eukaryota; Metazoa; Chordata; Actinopteri; Perciformes; Serranidae
Gene: stk11
Product: serine/threonine kinase 11
Exons: 11
Coding region: 910-2226 (438 amino acids)
Biological process (GO): regulation of cell growth; protein phosphorylation; glucose homeostasis
Cellular component (GO): cytoplasm
Molecular function (GO): protein serine/threonine kinase activity; ATP binding; protein kinase activator activity
Source: RefSeq, a predicted model, not a curated record